GAAAUUAAAAACAGAGUUAAACCGUUUUACAACGGAGUUAAACCGUAAGCUGCUUUGAUUUAAAUGAAUGCUGUCAUAUUUUUCUCUCGAUAAUCAAAAGAGAUAAUUUAUGAGUUACCCACCUGGCUAUCCUGGAUAUCCCCCUAUACCCCAAACUCCUCAAUCUGGCCCUGCGUAUCCGCCUCGUAAUGAUGUGGAGGGAAUUGGCUUUGAGAAGUUAAUGAUUGGGCCAUCGUAUCCUCCACAGCCUACAGUGCCGUACCCCACUGGACCAGUACCAUUUUCUGGUUAUGAAGCUCCACCUGCAUCAUAUGGCCCUAUUUAUCCUGAAACAACCCAUGGUGCUAGUCAAUUUCCAAUGCCAAGUGGCAUAAAUUUCGGGACUGCUGCCAAUGUUGCUCAUGCGGCUACAGCAUUUCAAGCACCUGUAAGACCAAUGCCAACUUCUUAUCCUAUUACCAACCCUCCCUAUCCUUCUGGACCACCAUCCAUGGGUGCAUCCACUUCAAUGCAAUAUGCACAACAACAUGUUGUUCAAACAAAAGGAAACUCUUUUCAUGGUAUUUCAUCUGCUCCUUCUGCUCCUUUUGCUCAUCAUCAGCCACAGUCAUACCAUGGAACCCCAUCAAAGCCUUCUACGACACAUUCUACCCCAUCAAGACCAACUCAGCAACCUUCUGUUAAAGCCAACAGAGGAACAGUGAAGCCUUGCGCUUCAUUCAAUCCUCAAGCAGAUGCAGAGGUGAUAAGAAAGGCUGUGGGAGGGGUUGGUACAAAUGUGAAAGCCAUAGUCAGUAUUCUGUCAACUCGAAAUAACCAACAACGAAGGAAGAUCGCCUUAGAGUAUAAAACACAGUUUGGCAGGGAUUUGAAUACGGAUCUGAAAUACGCCGUAAGUGGAAACUUGGAAAAUCUACUCUUGGCCAUGAUGCGCUCACCUUUAGAAAGUGACGCAGUGGAACUUAGGAAAGCAAUGAAAGGCGCUGGUACGGAUGAAAGCGUUCUUAUAGAGAUCUUAUGUUCGCGAACAAAUACUGAAAUUGAUGGGAUUAAAAAGACUUAUAAAAAUUUGCACGGUCGAGAUCUUGAGAAAGACGUGAUCUCCGAAACGUCAGGCCAUUUCAAGAAAUUCCUUGUGUCACUUCUGCAGGCAAACAGAGACGAAUCAAUGAAUGUGGAUUACGACAGAGCGAGAGCUGACGCCCAUGCACUUUAUACAGCAGGAGAGAAGAGAUGGGGAACAGAUGAAGCAAGGUUUAACGCGAUCUUGGCGUCACGAAGUUUUCCACAGCUGAGAGCAACAUUUAACGAAUACGCAAAGAUCUCGAAGUACGAUAUAGAAAAGUCAAUUGAGAGAGAAAUGUCUGGUGAUUUGAAAAAUUCUAUGGUGACAUUGGUGCGAUGUGUACGAAACAUGCCAGCCUAUUUUGCUAUGAAAUUGUAUAAAAGUAUGAAAGGACUGGGCACCGACGACUCCACCUUAAUAAGAGUGGUUGUCACCAGGUGUGAGGUUGACAUGUUGGAUAUCAAACAAGAGUUCGAAAGACAUUACCGAAAGAGUUUGGCAAGUUUUAUAAAGGGUGACACAAGCGAAACUAUUGCAUCACUUUACUUGCACUUAUUGGAGAGUCACAAAAUAAAGACACCGUGUUGAUCACUAUCAUGGUCUUCUAGACUUACAUCUGUGUGGUAAAACACAUAUUUAUCAAUGAAUUUGUAGAUACUGUACUCAUUUUAUACAAUUAUAGUUAGUGUUGUUAUACGUGCAAGACAAUUAUAGUUAGGUGGGUAUUUCUUGCCCAAACACUAUUCAUACUUUAUAAUUAACAUUCACCAUUUUAUUUUAAGUGAAAUAAUAAAUAUUGCUGGUUUGCAUAA
Molecule: messenger RNA, 1878 nt
Organism: Xenia sp. Carnegie-2017
Lineage: Eukaryota; Metazoa; Cnidaria; Anthozoa; Malacalcyonacea; Xeniidae
Product: annexin-B12-like
Exons: 16
Coding region: 110-1654 (514 amino acids)
Cellular component (GO): cytoplasm
Molecular function (GO): calcium ion binding; calcium-dependent phospholipid binding
Source: RefSeq, a predicted model, not a curated record